Molecule: messenger RNA, 1900 nt
Organism: Suricata suricatta (meerkat)
Lineage: Eukaryota; Metazoa; Chordata; Mammalia; Carnivora; Herpestidae
Product: farnesyl pyrophosphate synthase
Exons: 7
Coding region: 1109-1855 (248 amino acids)
Biological process (GO): trans, trans-farnesyl diphosphate biosynthetic process
Cellular component (GO): cytoplasm
Molecular function (GO): (2E,6E)-farnesyl diphosphate synthase activity; dimethylallyltranstransferase activity
Source: RefSeq, a predicted model, not a curated record
GUAAUGUACUGUAUUUGGUGAUUCCCUCAAUCUUUAAUCUCUAGAAUAGUCCCUCCACCGUAAUUGACUAACGCUACGGAUAGAUUUCUCAUUUGAGACUUUGGUACCGGUGCAUGUUUUUUCAGUUCCUCUAAUAAAUAGUCGGGUUGAAGCAGCUGCUGUGGGACAGGGAGAGUGAGGGAAGCCGGGGAGCAAACGCCCGUUGGAGGCUGUCGCGGUUGAGAGGUGACGGCUGAAGCCAGCAGAAGCAGCGUGGACCCUUGUCACUCAAAGUAAAUAAAGCACGUGCCUCCAACACGGGGAGGCCAGAGGCUGGCCCAGGAUGAGGUCAGACGGAAAGGUGUGGGGGAGGCCCCCGCCCCAGGGACUCACUUGGGGAAGGAGUGGCGGCCACCUUGGUCCUUCCGGCGCCGCGCACGUCAGAGCCGACGGGCCGCUCCGAGCCGGGAGGCCGGGUGCAGGGACGAUGGGAAACCACGUCCGGGGCGGCUGUGCGUGGGCUCUCCGCACGUGUCGUCUGACCACAGAAGUACCGGGUACAUGACAGUUCACGCCCUGUUAGACGUGCAUGUGUGACGCGGGCUGCCGGCCUCCAAGGACCUUGUAGCCCCGGGGGCCUCGCAGAGCCCCGGCUGGUGUUUGGGUGGUUAAAUGGCGAAGACCCAUGGGUGAAAGGCGCCCGGGGCAGACUCCGCCCUGCGCCCUGAGGCGAGGUCCCUGAGGGGCGGGUGUGUCAGCGGAGUGCCGGGGACCAGUGGGGGCGGCCGCCUCGUCCAGCAGCCACGGAAGGUCAGGCCGCGGGAGGACGCACGCCUUCCCGCCAGCACGCGCUGGAGACCUCGGCGAGGGAACGUUCCCGAAGACCCUCCUCCCUGAGCGCAGGGCUGUCUCGGGCUGUGUGUCUGGGGCUGUCCGAGGGCUCUCGGAGCCGCUCACCCUAGAAACCAGAGCUGUGACCCCACGAUGUGCCUGGGACGCCUGAGCCGACGAGGUCACGGAGUCGUCCGGAGUCUCACGGCUGGUAGGAGCGCCCCACGGAGACCCCGGGUCUUAGCGCAGCCCUCGUCUCCUCCAGCUCCAGGCCUUCUUCCUGGUGUCAGACGACAUCAUGGAUUCAUCCCUCACCCGACGGGGGCAGAUGUGCUGGUAUCAGAAGCCAGGCAUAGGUUUGGAUGCCAUCAACGACGCUCUGCUUCUGGAAGCGUGUAUCUACCGCCUGCUGAGGUUCUACUGCCGGGAGCAGCCCUAUUACCUGAACCUGAUGGAGCUUUUCCUCCAGAGUUCCUAUCAGACUGAGCUCGGACAGACACUGGACCUCAUCACGGCCCCCCAGGGCAACGUGGACCUCAGCAGAUUCACUGAAAAGAGGUACAAGUCCAUCGUCAAGUAUAAGACUGCUUUCUACUCGUUCUACCUUCCCGUGGCUGCCGCCAUGUACAUGGCGGGCAUUGACGGCGAGAAGGAGCACGCCAGCGCCAGGGAGGUCCUGCUCGAGAUGGGGGAGUUCUUCCAGGUGCAGGACGAUUACCUGGAUCUCUUUGGGGACCCCAGUGUGACAGGCAAGAUUGGCACCGACAUCCAGGACAACAAGUGCAGCUGGCUGGUGGUCCAGUGUCUGCAGCGGGCCUCUCCGGAGCAGCGCAGGGUCCUCCAGGAGAACUACGGGCGGAAGGAGGCGGAGAAGGUGGCCCGGGUGAAGGCGCUGUACGAGGAGCUGCAGCUGCCGGCCGCGUUCCGGGAGUACGAGGAGGCCAGUUACGGCCGCCUCAUGGGGCUCAUCGAGCGGCGCGCCUCGCCCCUGCCCCCGGCCAUCUUCCUGGGGCUGGCGCACAGGAUCUACAAGAGGAAAAAGUGACCUGGGGACCGCGAGGGCGGGCGCUCAAUAAAUUUUCUAACCUUC